UUAUUCGAAGGUAUGAAUUAAAUCCAAAAUUUCAUCAUGCAUUCUUCGACUAAUAAGGAUAAUAACUAUAAAUUUAAAAAAUAUCAUCAAUCGCCGAAUCAUAAUAAUCUUUCAAAUGUUUUGUACAAAAGCCAACAUAAAUGUCCAAAUUGCCAAAAUCAAUUUCAAGUACAAAUUAAUAAUACUUGGAGACCAACAAAUAACAGUGGCCCACAGAGCUUUGCCGAAGCUAAUGAACGUAACCGGCAUCAGCGAUUAGAUUUUCAAAAUAACUACGACUGUAGCCUAAAACAAGGUUAUAAAAAUAAUUUAACAAGACUUCCGUUGUUACUCGAAUGUGGACAUACUGUGUGUGAAAAAUGUAUUCGUGGUGAAUUAGAAAUUUCUUCGGAGUCGAUGGUUAAAUGUAGACAGUGUCAAGUGCCAACUGUGAUUGAUGCUAUUGAACUGAAAAAUUCUGAAUUCUAUACAUACUUUCCUAUAAAUUAUUACAUAGCUGGUAUAUUUUUUAUUGAGAAAGCUUUAAAUAUUACUACUAAAACUAAAUUCACUACAAAUAAUGAAUAUAUGCUGAAACCUCCGACUUUGGUUAAUACGAAUCCUUCCAAGACAAUGCGUAGAGCCGAUGCGGUUAGUAAACCGAUUUGCUGCGAAUGUCGUAUUCAAUUAUCAUCGGUGAAAUGUAAAGAAUGUGAUUUAACUUUGUGCAAUACGUGUUUUGGUAUAAUUCAUAAACCAAAAUGUUUUAGUCAUCACAAACCAAUACCAAUUUCUAAUAAAGCAACUACUUCAAAGAAUUCCAGUUCUGAACAAUUAGACAUUGGAUUAUCGAAUUGCACAGUACAUGUUCAACGUCCACAACCAUUAGAAUUUCAUUGUAUAACUUGUCAAAUUGAUACGUGCCAAAUUUGUGUUUUAACCACACAUCAAGGACAUAAGAUUACUGAAGUUGCUCAAGUUAAUCAAAAUUAUGUUGAUGAAGUCAAAGAAAAAGUAGGUGUUGUUCGAGCCCUCAAUAGUGAUUGGGAAAAUGCAUUAAAGAAAGUGGAAUCCAGAUUAUCCCAUCAACAGGCACCUAAAGUAAUAACAACAAUUGAAAAUUCAAUUCAAGAACAUUUUCAAGAAGCACAUGGACGAUUACAAAUUGUAGAAAAUCGUAUACGUAACGAACUCAACACAUUACAGUUUAAAAAUGUACUGUCAUUACAACAAGCACAAAAACAAUUGAAAGAUUAUUUAGAACGUGGGCGGGAAAUAGUAAAUAAAACAAAAUUGUUGGAUAAUCCUAAAAAUUUGGCUAAUCUUAAUGUAGCUACGUUACUACAUCAGAUUAAAGACUUAUUUGCAAUAGACAAGAAUGAUUUGCUAAUUGAAGAAAUUGAUACGGAAGCUAUUAGAUUGAAUAUUGAUGCUGAUUUCUUGCAAUCUAUUGACGACCAUUGUUCCUUGGACUUUGAUUGUUCCAAAUCUAGUCAAUUAAUUGCAAUAGAAGAUCUAUCUGAAGUUGUAUCACCAAAUGCUGUAUCUAUAAGUGGAAAUAUAAGUGAGGUGUCAUUCAACCCAGGAGAUGAUCAAAGUGUAAAAGAUAAUUUAAAUCGAUCUGAUAGUGAAAUGUCAAUUCACUCAAUAUGUUUGCCACGAUGUACACCACGAAGGAGUUUAACAUCACCAACUAUAUCCACAAUUUCGGCAACUGCUGGCAGUUUAAAGAACACACCGAUAAAGCCCUUAACUGAAGGAACCUGUGUGAGAGUAUACUUAUCACACAUUAAAAAUCCAUCAUUGUUUUACGUCCAACAUCAAGAGGAUGCAAAUACACAUUCUGAAUUUUCACGACAAUAUACUCAAUAUGCAAAGAAAUCAGAAAUACCAGAGUUCAUUGAAUUAAAUGAAAUGUAUUUUGUUUACUUCGAUAGCGAUAAAAAAUGGUAUCGUGGACAAGUUCGUAAAAUUAUUAACAACCAAGAAAAUGAUGAGCAGCAAAAUUAUGAAAUAUUUUUCGUUGAUUAUGGAAAUACAAAAAUUGUUUCAAUUGAUAAAUUACGAGUUAUUCCUGAUCAUUUAAAAUCACAUAGACCAAAAGCAUUUCGUUGUGGCUUAUUUGAUUUGAAACCACGUAAUGGAGAAUGGACCGAAGAAGCAACUAAAAUUGUUUUACGUUUAAUCGAUAAAUCAAACAUUAACAUGUAUAUAAUGAAAAUUGUUGGAGAUUUAUAUUUAGUGGACUUACUAACGACGUCUAAAGAGACUUGCCAAUUACCAACAUCAAUCCGGGAUGCUUUAAUAUUUUUAGAAUAUGGAUGCUUUGAAGAACGACCUUCAAUUUCUUCAAAGUUUACAACAAUAGAUGUGAAAAAGAAGGAAUAUCUUCGACGUGAAUUUUCAAUACAAGAAAUUCAUGAUGUUACAGUUUCUCAUAUUGUCUCUCCACAAAAAUUUUAUAUUCAAAUGAUAAUGUACUCCGAAUAUUUACAUCGACUUAUGAAAAACUUAAAGAAAAAAUAUUCGAUAAAAGAGAAAAGAGGAACUAUAUAUAAUCCACAAAUUGGAAUGACUUGCGCUGUUCAUUACGAUGAAAAAUGGUAUCGAGGAUUAAUAACAAAUUUACCAGGAAAUCGUCAAGUUGAUGUACAGCAAGUUGAUUAUGGGGAAAUUGUACGUGUAGAUUGGAAUGAAAUUCGAAUUUUAAAUGAAGAAUUUCGACAAAUGAAUAUUCAGGCGAUACUGUGUACUUUAACUGAUGUACAAUCGAUGACAUCAAAAAAUGAUUGGUCUGAAGAAGCAAUCGACUGUUUUAAAGAUAUGAUUAAAAAUAGCUAUCAUUUACAAAUACAAGUCAAUACAAAUGGCAAACCAUUGCACGUUACACUUUUUGAUGUAUUACCAACAAAAAAUAUCAAUAUUAAUGCAGAAUUAGUGGAAAAAAAUUUUGCAAAAAGUACUGGAGUCAGUUCACGAUGUGCCGAAUAUUACAAUCUGGACGGCUUAGGUGAGUCCGAUCCUGUGCCAAAAAUUGAAAUUUUAAAGCGUGAAGAUCUCAAUAAAAAAUCAUCUCGAAGAAAAGGCAACAAUGAAAAUCGAUAUUCAAAGAAAAUUAAAACACCUACCAUGCUUCAUAAUCCGCCACCACAACCAACUACACCAACGCCUCCGAUAUUAGUAAAACCGGGUGAACCAACUCGCGUUAAAAUUAAUGUCUUAUCAGCAAUCAAUCCGGAAUGUAUAUAUGUGCGUUUAUUCGAUCGUAACACAGAUAUUGCAAAGUUACAAGAUGCCCUACAAUCAUUUUAUCUUGAUAUACCAUACAAUGAAGCACUGGUUUGGGAAGUUGGAAAUCGUUGUGCGGUAUGUGUCGAUAAUGAGUGGUAUCGUGCAAUCAUCGAGAGUAUUAACGAAAAUGAUGAUAAUUUAAUUAAAGUAUUUAUUAAAGAUUUUGCUAAAUACGAAACAGUAAAUCGAAAACAACUACGUACCCUAGAUCCAACAUUCUUAACUGUGCGUGAUGGAUCCAUAAAAUGUGAAUUGUAUGGCAUUAAAGCUGCAGGAGACAAAAACACUUGGCCAAUGCUUGCUUGCGAAGAAUUACGUGACUUACUAAACACUGAAUCUGAUAUUUAUAUUACAAAACGUGGUGAAGUUACCGAAAAUCGUGCAUUACCCGUCGAUUUUUGGAUAUACGAAACAAUACCUGGUCGCGCAUUAGAACCAUCUACCUCAAAAUGGAUUCUAAUCAAUGAUGUACUGGUUGAACGUGGAUUAGUAAUCCCGAAAAAGAAUAAUAUCGAUGUUAAUGCGUCAUUCGAAGAAUCAAAAUUAAUAGAUACGGUUUCCGAUUGGCUACAAAUCGCUGAUUUAGAUUUGGCACAACAAAAGUUUGUUGAACAUUGGAUCGAAGCUGAUCCAUUGACUACACAUAAAUUUAAAGGGAUUAUUACACAUAUCGAUGCAAAUUUAAAUAUUUAUUUACACGACGCAUGCGACAAUAAACUUCAUACAAUUCAAACGCGGCUACAAAAACAUUUUAACGGAUCAAAAGCCGAAAUGUAUGAUAUGUUUUGGCAAGAAAAUCAACCAUGUAUUGCUAGAAAUCCGGACGAUGAUCAAUUUUAUCGUGGAUUAGUACAGGAAAUUUUAUCGAAUGAUAUUAUUUGUGUUUUAUUUAUCGAUUAUGGAUACACAAAACAUUGUCGAACUUUCGAUUUACGUAAAAAUUUAAUUUUGGAAAAUAUUCCAACUCAAGCACUCAAAUGUCAAUUGAGUUAUGUAAAACCGAAAUCAAAAGUAAUGUCCAGUACGUUUGAGAAAUAUGUAUCAGAUUUUCUACUCAACGAAGAAUUUUUAAUUGAAGUCACAGAAAACGUUAAUGAUAAAAUUUCGAUUGAUGUUAAUUUAGGUAACGGAAAAACUUUAGCCAAUGUUUUAGUUUCGAAAAAAUGGGCAUGUCCAAUCGAUAAAACAAGUAUUGAUUCAGAUUCUAGUGUUAUUGUUGAAGACAUUGAUUCAAUCAGUAUGAUUGAUGAAAGUGAAUCUUUUGUAACAUACAAAUCGAUAAUCUUACCACCAGAUCUCGAUGACGAAAUCGAAAUUGAAGUGAUUAGUGCAGGCAUCGAUGGUUUAACCUGGUAUAUACGUUUAGGAGGACAAUUGGCGGAGCAAUUAGGGAAAAAAAGUGCAUAUGACGAUCUUUUAGAUCGAAUGCAAGAUGAAGCGGCACAACAGCCACAAAUUAUCGAGCCACAAGUGGGACAAGCCUGCUGUGCUUUAUACAAAGAAGACAAUCAAUGGUAUCGUGGUGAAAUUAUGGCACCCAUAUAUUCCAAUUCGAACAGCUUAAUUGUAAUAUUCGCUGAUUAUGGUAAUAUAGAGCAGGUACCUCGCGAAGAUGUCCGCCAUAUCAAAGAUGAAUGGUUAACAAUACCGAUGCAAUGUUUGCAAGCAAAAAUUCAUGGAAUGAACAUCAAUAAGGAUGUGGAUAAUUUUGAAGGACUAAUGGAAGAAUUUACUGAAGUUUUAUUUAAUAUUGGAAGUGUUGCAAAAAUUCAUGAUAGAGAUGAAAACAAUAAAUUAAAAGUCGAAAUAUUUAAUUUGGAAGGUAAAUUGAAAUAUGAAUCAUUUAUUGAAAAAGGAUUGUUAGUACCAUUAGUGUAAAAAAUCGAAAACCUUUUAACAACAUUACCAAUAAUUGUGACUUUAUUUUUACGAUUACGACUAAAAUACAGGGAAAUCUCAUGAUAAGACUCAAAUUUCGAUAAUUAUAUCGACCAACUACAUUCUCUAUUCUAAAAAUUAUUGAAAACCGUAAACCUUGUAUGUUUAUGUUGCUUCCUUUUUUGAAAGACCCGGUUUAUUUCGAAAUACAUAACAAAAUCUAAACAUCUUGAAUUUAAUAUUCAUUAUUCAAGUAAAGAUGCAUUCAA
Molecule: messenger RNA, 5417 nt
Organism: Chrysoperla carnea
Lineage: Eukaryota; Metazoa; Arthropoda; Insecta; Neuroptera; Chrysopidae
Product: RING finger protein 17-like
Exons: 16
Coding region: 37-5148 (1703 amino acids)
Molecular function (GO): zinc ion binding
Source: RefSeq, a predicted model, not a curated record